AUGGAGGAGGUGUAUAUGAAGGUCCCUCAAGGUAUGGUUGUCACUUCUUCUGAUUUGGUUUGCAAGUUAAACAAAUCUUUGUAUGGUCUAAAACAGGCAUCUAGACAAUGGUAUGCCAAACUAUCUGAUGCUUUACAUUCCAAAGGUUUUCAACAUUCUAAGAAUGAUUAUUCUCUAUUUUUUAAACACACAACUGCUGGUUCUGUGUAUUUGGGGGUCUAUGUAGAUGAUAUUGCGUUAACUGGUAAUGAUAUAGAAGGCAUUCUUUAUCUUAAACAGUUUCUGGAUGCUCAAUUCAAAAUCAAGGAUUUAGGUUCUUUACAUUACUUUCUUGGUCUGGAGGUUAUGUAUGUGUCUGAUGGUAUUUUGGUAAAUCAAAGGAAGUUUGCUCUCGAAUUGGUUGAGGAAUUUGGGUGCACUGAUUCCAAGCCAACCUCCAGUCCUCCUCCUUUGGGUCUGAAAUUGUCUUCUGAUACUCCCAGGAAGCCCCAUUUGGAUGCUGGUUUACAUACUGUGUGCUACAUCAGAGGAUUGCCUGGUUUGGGACUUCAUUUCUCUUCUCAUUCCUCUUUUUCUAUGGCUGCAUUUUGUGAUUCGGAUUGGGCUUCUUGCCCUGAUUCCAGGCGGUCUGUUAGUGGUUUUUUUGUUACAUUAGGGUCCUGUCCUAUAUAUUGGAAGUCGAAAAAGCAGACUACUGUUUCUUUAUCAUCUGCGGAGGCUGAGUAA
This is a messenger RNA of Nicotiana attenuata, 726 nucleotides long. RefSeq lists its product as uncharacterized. The coding region runs from base 1 to 726 and encodes 241 amino acids. Lineage: Eukaryota; Viridiplantae; Streptophyta; Magnoliopsida; Solanales; Solanaceae. The transcript is spliced from 2 exons. The record is from RefSeq and is a predicted model, not a curated record.